Symbiodinium sp. CCMP2592 is the source of this 711-nucleotide messenger RNA. NCBI's taxonomy places the organism in Eukaryota, Dinophyceae, Suessiales, Symbiodiniaceae. The record is from the annotation of a GenBank genome assembly.
AUGAAUGCCAUGGCCGGCAUCUCGCCCAGGCGCACGGAUCUUCCCUGGGAGCGUAUAGAUGCACAAGAGCAGAAGGCGUUGGAGGCCUACUGCGCGGAUUUGGAUCGCAUCCUGGAGUCGUCAACAGAUGGACAUAUGUUCCUUGAGCGUGUUGCGGCACUCGAUCAGAGAUACCAGGAGGCGUGGUUUACCGACGAGUAUGGUAGCGCUCUUGGUGACCCUAUGCAGGCCUUCCGUGCAGCCCCGACUGCCGGUAUCAUCUCCGCUGCUCGGGCACCAAAGACUGCGAGUGGGCUCGGCAUGCAAGGGUCCGAGAUUUUGCAGCGACACACGGCCCUCCUUGAUGGGCCCCCCACACAUCUAGCAAGGCCAGGUGCUGGUCCCGGGCCCGGGCUGCCCGCGCUGCAUCCCGCGCCGCGCCUGCACGACGGCGCAGGGUCAUUCGCACGCAACCCCAUAUCAGCAGCCGGACCGUCGGCGCGCUUUCCUGCUCCACGAGCUCCAUCGCCCAUCGAGCGCAGACCGGCGCCGCCGCCGCCAGUGGCCCCGGCGAUGUCACGCUGCUCCUACUGUGGUGCUGCUAUUGCUCCAGAGGCAGCCUACUGCAGCCGCUGCGGUAUGCAGCAACUGGAGGCUUCGCCUCCUCCGCCUGCAGCCGAGUGGCCCUGGCGAGGAGCUUCGACCUGGGGGAGGAUGCCACCCAGGAUUUGA